Molecule: messenger RNA, 1542 nt
Organism: Verruconis gallopava
Lineage: Eukaryota; Fungi; Ascomycota; Dothideomycetes; Venturiales; Sympoventuriaceae
Exons: 1
Coding region: 1-1542 (513 amino acids)
Cellular component (GO): nucleus; cytoplasm
Molecular function (GO): zinc ion binding
Source: RefSeq, a predicted model, not a curated record
AUGGCGAAUCCACAGCUACGCUCUGCGAAAGACCUCUUUGAGGAUAUGGGCGCAAAAGUCGCCUCCGCUUCACAAAACAUCGGCGACGACGAAACCAAGGUCGUAGAUGAGAUCGAAUCUCUGUGCAUGAACUGCCAUGAGGACGGCAUCACGAAACUUCUUCUCACACGAAUACCUUUUUUCCGCGAGAUCAUCAUCAUGUCCUUUGAGUGCCCGCACUGUGGGCUACGAAACUCGGAGGUCCAGCCAGCUGGCGAAAUUCAACAACAAGGCCACAAGUACAUAUUCAAGCCAGACACACAAGAGGACUUGAACAGGCAAAUCGUCAAGAGCGACACGUGUAUCUUCAGGGUUGAGGAUAUGGACUUGGAGAUCCCUCCUGGUCGGGGCCAGUUGACCAACAUCGAAGGCAUACUUAGCAUGAUUGCUCAGGAUCUGGAAGAGGGCCAAGAAGAUCGUAAGGGGGUGGCACCAGCCAUGUUUGAGCGCAUCAACGAGAUCAUUGUUGAUCUCAAGGCCAUGGCUGCCGGCGAGAAGCUGCCUUUCACAAUCUCGAUCGAUGACCCCGCAGGCAACUCUUGGAUCGAGCCGUCUACAUCAGACAAGUCAGGAAAAUACGUUCGCCGCGACUACAACCGCACGCCUGCACAGAACGAGGCUCUUGGUCUCGGAUCGGGCGAUCAGUCUGCUCCAGCCAACGCUAAUGGUGAGGUCAACGGCGUAUCAAUGCGUCCGGAAUAUCACCCACAAGCCAUGUAUCCCCCCAUGCCAACCGACACAACACAACUCGACCAAGAUACAGUGGACGACGACAUCGUCGAGAACCAGGUUUAUUCCUUCCCCGCCACUUGCCCGGGCUGUACAAAACCGUGCGCGACCAACAUGAAGAUGGUGAACAUUCCGCACUUCAAGCAAGUCGUCCUGAUGUCCACCGUCUGCGACCACUGCGGCUACCGCAGCAACGAGGUCAAGACGGGCGGCGAAAUACCCGAAAAGGGACGAAGGAUCACGGUGAGCGUGAAGACGAAGGAGGACCUGUCGCGGGACAUCCUGAAGAGCGAGAGCUGCGCGAUGAAAUGCCCGGAACUGGAAUUAUCCGUCGAGCCUGGUACCCUCGGCGGCCGAUUCACCACCAUCGAAGGCUUAUUGACCCAGGUACGUGAUGACCUGAAGUCCAGCAUCUUCGACGCCGAUGCCGGAGGCGGAGACUCCAUGCCUGUGGACGAGAAGACAAGGUGGGAUGCGUUUUUUGGAAAGCUGGACAGCGCUAUCGACGGCGACGUGCCGUUCUCUAUCAUGCUGCAGGAUCCUCUUGCAAGCAGCUACGUCCAGAGCUUCACGGCGCCGGAACCGGAUCCGCAGAUUGCUGUUGAGGAUUAUGAGAGGACGGAGGAAGAGGAGGAAGACCUGGGCUUGAAAGAUAUCAAGGUCGAAGGGUACGAGGAGCCGACGGAUGAAAUGGACAAGGCCAAGAGGUUCCUUGAAAAGACCACUGGCGCGCACUUGGACGGUGACAAGAGUGGUGCAAAAGCUACUUCAUGA